GUUGUUAUUACUAUACUGUAUUGAUUCGAUUUUCAGUCUUAUUCUCCAAUCUUUUCAGAGUUGCUCAGAAUCACACAAUGCUGAAGAGUGUGCGACGCGCGAUGGGAUGGGCGGAAUCCGAAGCCACCCCAGCAGACGCCAGCGCAAUCCCAGAGCCGGUCGACGAGGUCCAGCGAAACCCGUUCACGGACGUCCAGCUCCUGUCUGGGCACACAAACAUUGUGCGACGGCUGCUGCGCAUUGACGACACGCGCUUUGCAUCGGCUGCAGACGACUGCACCGUCAUUGUGUGGAACUACAGGACGGGCCGCCGCCUCAAGACGCUCGUCGGUCAUACGCUCCCAAUCAACUGCAUCCUGCUGCUCUGUGUCGAGGCAGACAACACGAUAAUAGUCACGAGCUCAUCCGACAAGACCAUCCGGAUGUGGAAUAUUGAUCGCGGAGAUUGCGUAGCCGUGCUCAAGGAACAUGGCGGCAGUGCAAAGUGCCUCGUCAACCUAGGCAAUAUCCAGUUUUGCUCUGGAGGCAAAAACGUGUGUCUUUGGAACCGUCAAGGCCAAUUGCUGUGCAGUCUUGCAAGAAACGAGGAAGAUUCCGAUUUGACACUCAUGAUCCGAAUUCGCGACAAUCGGAUGGUCUGCGCAUCCAGCACAAAAGAUUUGGAGGUGUACUACCUUGAUACCCAACGUUCAGGAAACCCGCGAGUUGUGUUGGUCAAAAAGCUGACGCAGCAUCUCGAGACCGUCCGCUCGCUCUUAAACUUGUCGGAAAACUUGUUCGCGUCGGCAUCCCUCGAUGGCGGUAUCAUUCUGUGGACAACGCACACCCUGGUCCCUGUGAGGGUGAUGAACAGCCAUCGAGACGUUCAAGAUGUAGCCCACGUUUAUUCCUACAGUGUGCAGCACAUGAUAGCCGUCGACGAGAGAGUCCUUGUUGCCGCGGUUGGCCAUGGCUUCGGCAUGUUCGAUGUGUUGACAGGAGAAGCUCUUGUCAAGUGUUUUAACGCACACUUGUCGACUGCAACGCAAGUCAUGGUCUUGCAAGAUGGAGCACGCCUUCUGACAUGCUCGGCAGACUCUUCCAUUCGGCUCUGGGCUCCAGAAACAGAAAACGCAGACGAUCCCAACGCGGUCGACUCGUUCGUAGAGUCGGGCUCACAACGGGGCGGAGCGGCACAAAUGAAAUCGGUCAAGGCGGUUUGCAUUGGUGAGCUUGUAGCUCAUUCUGAUGCAGUGCAUGCACUGCUGUUGUGCAACGAGCAUACCUUUGCGUCGUGUGGCGCGGACGGCAUGGUUAUUCUCUGGAAGAAUGGAUUCGUGGAGUCACGAAAACGAAACGAGUUGGCCAAGAUGAUGAUGCUUCGCCAGCGUGCAGGUGCCGAAGGCGAGACGCUGCAAGAAAUCCCGUGAAGGAUUUGUCGAAUUGCUGUUUCCUGCUGAACUGUUUCUUCUCGUAUUCCCUAAACUCCCACCGCCCCGGAGCUUCAACGGUGAUUAAUCGUACGAAAACAGGGAGGGAGAGAAUUUGUGUAUAAUCCAAGCAUUCAAUGUAUUUUCUUUGGAAAAAGU
This is a messenger RNA of Capsaspora owczarzaki ATCC 30864, 1568 nucleotides long. RefSeq lists its product as hypothetical. Bases 78 to 1409 code for a protein of 443 amino acids. Gene Ontology annotation, biological process: regulation of autophagy. Lineage: Eukaryota; Filasterea; Ministeriida; Capsasporidae. Gene Ontology annotation, cellular component: lysosomal membrane. The record is from RefSeq and is a predicted model, not a curated record. Gene Ontology annotation, molecular function: protein binding. The transcript is spliced from 12 exons.